This is a messenger RNA of Caenorhabditis angaria, 2242 nucleotides long. The record is from the annotation of a GenBank genome assembly. NCBI's taxonomy places the organism in Eukaryota, Metazoa, Nematoda, Chromadorea, Rhabditida, Rhabditidae.
AUGGAUUGUGUUCAAGUUUUAAUUGUUGGGAGAGGUUCGGAAAGUCCAUUAGGAAUAACAGGAACCGUUACAUUAGUUCAAAUAGAUGGAUUAAAUGUAUUAAUUGAUGUCGGCGAUCCAUGGAACGGUCAAGAAAUUCGAGAUGGUUUGUUAAAAUAUUCACUAAAUUGUGAUGAUAUAACACACGUUGUUAUCACUCAUGGUCAUUUGGAUCACUGUGCAAAUUUAUCUUUCUUCAAGAACGCCAAAAUUUUAAUGGAUUCUGAUAUUGCUAUUAAAGUCAAUGGACAGAUUGAAUACUCAAGUGUAGAAAAUUGGCCGUACGAACUUUCGAAAAAUAUCCAGGUUUCUAUUGUUUUCUUUAAAAAAACCAGCUGAUUUUUCAUAUUCAGAUUCACAAAUUAUCUGGACAUACUCAUUCUGAUUUGCUAGUAGAAGUAAUAAGAAAAGAUCAAAAAAUCGUAAUGAUUUGUGGUGAUCUAAUAGAGAGUGAAACAUCAAAAGGAAUCGAAUAUGCUGUGGAUCCCGAAAAACUAGCCGAAUCACAGUCGUUCAUUUUUUCUCGUGCCAAUUUCAUUGUUCCCGGUCACGGAAAUAUUUUCUCGUUAUGAUAAUAUUUUGUCUUUUGUUUAGUUCUUGAAAUGUUUCAAUUUCUAUAUGGAUAAAAUCGUUUAUUUUCAGAUGCGGCAAUGAAUGAACCCGGAAUUCAAUCAUCAUGUUCUAUUUGCGUUGCACCUCUACGAAGUUCGCAGAAAAUAAGUGCAUUGAAAUGUGGUCACACUUAUCAUUAUUCUUGCGUUAGUCAAUGGCUUAAUGUCAAAACCGAAUGUCCAAAUUGUCGGAAAAAGUUGAGAAAAACUGAUAUAAUUGAAAAAUUGUUUUUCGAUGUUCGUGUAAAUGAUGACGGAGAAAGUUCAAAAGAAAUUGAUUUCGCUGAAAAAGCUGAUAAAUUAGCUGAAGAAUUAUCAAAAGAAAAAGAAGCAUUGGCAGAAAAGGAAAAAUUAUGCACGAAUUUGCAAGCAAAUGUGAAAGCAUUGGAGAAAAAGGUAAAUAUUAUUAUUGAUUUUUUUGUAAUCAAUUGCAAUAUUUAGGUUCUUCGAGAAAAGGAACGAUAUUCAAAAGAUAUUCCUGCAUUGAAACAAAGAAAUCAACAUCUUGAAAUGGUUGCAAGUGAAACUGAACAUGCAAAAAAAGAUCUUGCUUUGUGUAAAUCUCAAUUGAGAGCUUGUGAAUUGUAAGUUCAAAUAAUUUUUCUUGUUUUUGAAAAAACAAUUAUUUUUCAGCUACAAAAUACUGCAGUAUAAAAAUGGUUCUGAUGAAAAUACUGAGAAAUCAUUAUCUCGUUAUCUCAAAGCCGAUUAUAAGAUUGAUACCGAAAAAUUUUUCGAAUUGAUGAAGUCGCAAAAUAAAGAACUUGCUGCGAAAAGAACAGAAGCUAUAAGAGAAGCUGAAAAAUUGAGAGGAGAAACUCAAAAUUUGAGAAAAGAGAAUAAAGACCAAUCGAAUAUUAUAAAGGCUCUUCAAAAAGAAAUUCAACAAUUGAGAGAUGUUGCAAAUAUUCAAACACCAAUCAAUAAAAAAUUGAGAAGUAUUAUUGACGCCGAAACACCUGCGGAUCAAAAAAGAAAAUCGAUGGGAUUUGAUAUGAGCAAUUCUUUAUUGGAAAGAGAUUCAUCGUAUUUUGAUCAAGAGAAUAAGAAAUAUGAGGAUCUUGAUUUUAUACCAAAGCCUUCAACAAGCACAGAAAAUAAAAAAGGAAAAUCUGCCUUGGCUUUUUUGGAAGAACAAGAGAAGGAUGAUCCAAUUUUCAAGGUACCUUUUUUUAACAGAAGUGAAAAUUUUUCAUAUUUGUUUUAUUCUUUCAGAAAGUGACAGAAAAACUGGACAACGUCGAAAUCGCUGCUUUGAAUGAUAGUAUUGAUGAUGCUGAUUUCUCCGAUAUUAAAAUUCCAUCUACAAUUCUAAAACGUCUGCCAGUCAUUCCGAAAAAGAAAAAUCUAAAUAUUGUACCAAAACCAUGUUUCGACGAUACUCUUUCUCCUGAAGUCAUCAAACCAAAACAAAUAAAAAGAGCAUUCAGUCAAAACGAUGUCAAAGAACCGAAAGCUAAGGUUAGUUAUUUUUGCAUUUUUCAAAAAAUUAGGUUAAAUAUUUAUAGAAACCGGCGGUGAAUUCUCACAGGUUAUCAAGUUUUUAUCCAAGAGUUUCAUCGAAUAAUGUAGAAUGUGUGACGAUUGAUUGA